This is a messenger RNA of Metarhizium acridum CQMa 102, 1356 nucleotides long. Lineage: Eukaryota; Fungi; Ascomycota; Sordariomycetes; Hypocreales; Clavicipitaceae. The record is from RefSeq and is a predicted model, not a curated record.
AUGCACGUCCCCUCAUUCGCCGGACUGGCCCUCUUGGGCGCCGCAACCGCAAACGACGUCUAUCCACGACAGACCGCUGCGCCGUCUCCUACAAGUGCGGCGGCACCGCAGAUUACCGCUGUUACGGACUGCCAUCUUCACGAAUCGCAAGUGUUCUGCAUCGCCCCCAACGGAGACGACGUCGAAGUCAACGUCCCCGGCGCCGGAGGCGACACCCAUCAAGAAGGAGACCAACAUGGCAGCGAUUCCAAAGACAGCGGCCACAAGCACUGUCAUUUCCACGCUGGCGUAGAACACUGCGUAGGCGGCGACGAAAGUGAAUCCGCCGCGCCAAAUUGCGACAGCACGCCCAGGGAAUACAACAUUGGCCUGCGAGUCGGCCUGCUCUUCGUCAUCAUGGCCACGAGUGCCUUGGGUGUAUUUGGUCCCAUCUUCCUACACAAAGUCCUACCCAGGAGACUCUCCAAACUCUUCACGCUCCUCAAACAAUUCGGUACCGGGAUUAUCAUCUCAACCGCCUUUGUUCAUCUCUUCACCCACGCCGCCCUCAUGUUCGGCAACAAGUGCAUCGGCGAACUGGGCUACGAAGGAACCACAGCCGCCAUCCUCAUGGCCGGCAUCUUCCUCUCCUUCUUCGUCGAAUACAUUGGUCAGCGGAUCGUCCUCGCCAAGACCAGGUCCACUGCCUUGUUGACCAGAGAGAAACAAGCAGAGGCCUUGUUGUCCACCGAGGUGGUGAGCAUCUUGGUCAUGGAGGCGGGCAUCUUGUUCCAUUCUUUGCUUAUCGGAUUGACUCUUGUCGUCGCUGGAGAUUCCUUCUUCAUUACCUUGUUCAUUGUCAUUCUUUUCCACCAAGUCUUCGAAGGCCUGGCACUCGGAACCCGAAUUGCCACGAUUGGAAGUUCCGCCGAUGUCCAUCUCCUGCCCCCCGCCGUCAAUCACUCUGGCACAGCCGUCGAAAAUGAUACGGAUAAGUCGGUUCAUACUCCGACUGAGGAGACAGCAGACGCCUCUUCGACUUUUGACCGCCCUACAUUGUCCAUGAAGAAGAAACUCGGUCUUGCUGCCCUCUUCGCAUUUGUUACGCCCAUCGGCAUGGCCAUCGGCAUUGGUGUCCUGCAAAAGUUCAAUGGCAAUGACAGAUCAACCCUUCUUGCAAUCGGCACUCUGGACGCCCUUUCGGCCGGCAUCUUGGUUUGGACUGGCCUUGUGGAAAUGUGGGCGGCUGACUGGAUGACCGGCUCUCAUGGUCACAAAGCCGAGUUGGCUGAUGCAGAUAUGCUUACCGUCGGCCUUGGUGGAUUUGGUCUAGUGGCUGGUAUGGUGCUGAUGAGCUUCCUGGGCAAGUGGGCGUAG